Molecule: messenger RNA, 1587 nt
Organism: Chenopodium quinoa (quinoa)
Lineage: Eukaryota; Viridiplantae; Streptophyta; Magnoliopsida; Caryophyllales; Amaranthaceae
Exons: 3
Coding region: 1-1587 (528 amino acids)
Source: RefSeq, a predicted model, not a curated record
AUGAUUUGUUCUAGAUUGAAGGAGGUGCUGCCUGAUUUAAUUGAUGAUUGUCAAGGAGCCUUUGUCUCUAGAAGAUCUAUUCUGGAUAAUAUCCUUAUUUGUCAAGACAUGCUAAAGGCUUAUUAUAAUAAAAGGAAGACCCCUUGGUGUACCAUUAAGGUGGAUCUUAGGAAGGCUUAUGAUUUUGUAAGCUGGGAGUUUAUUCAGGGAAUGAUGUAUGCUUUGAAGUUUCCCACUCACUUCAUUUCUUGGGUAAUGCAAUGUGUUACUACUCCUACUUUCUCUUUACUGCUUAAUGGUGGUUCUUAUGGUCUUUUUAAAGGGAAAAAGGGAAUAAGGCAAGGUGAUCCUAAGUCUCCUCUCUUAUUUGUUAUUGUGAUGGAAUAUCUGUCCAGAUUGCUGAAGAAUGUUGGGAAAAAGAGGAGAUUUAAAUAUCACCAAAGGUGUAAGGAGCUUGCUUUAAAUCACUUAAUUUUUGCAGAUGAUUUGAUGUUGUUUUCCUAUGGGACUAAUGAUUCUGUCAAGCUCCUGAUUAAGGCUCUUAAAACCUUUGAAGCUAGAUCUAGUUUGCAGGCUAAUCUUGAGAAAACUGCAAUUUACUUUGGUAAUGUUCAGCAACCUGCCCAAGAUAGCAUUUUGUGCGAGUCUGGAUUUGUGAAGGGUAAUAUGCCUUUUAGGUACUUGGGGAUUCCUUUAAAUGCGAAGUAUUUGAAGAUGGUGGAUUAUGAUAGUUUGAUUGACAAGAUGCUGGUCAGAUUACAUUGCUGGAGUAGUAGGAAUCUUUCAUAUGCAGCUAGGGUCACCCUUAUUAAUGCUGUUGGUAAUGUUGUUCUAUCUACUACCCCUCCAAUUGCCUGGGAUUGGUGUUGCAGACCUAAGAAGGCAGGUGGUCUUGGAAUCAGAGAUUGCAGGAAGUGUAACAAAGCUGCUCUGGGUGUGUAUGUUUGGAAAAUAGCCAAGAAAACUGACUCUUUAUGGGUUAAAUGGGUACAUUCAGUUUACAUUAAAGGUUGGCUGAAUAACAAGUACAAAAUUAGAGAUGGGUAUAACUGGCUGCAAGGUGAUUUGGAUAAGGUUCAAUGGUGUAAUUGGGUUUGGAAUCCUUUCAACAUCCCAAAACAUACCUUUAUUGUACGGCUUGCUGUUUUGGGAGGACUUAAAACUAGAGAUAAUCUAUUUCAAUAUGGGGUGAGUAACAGCAGUGACUGCUUGCUUUGUGGUGAUGCUGUGGAAAAUUGCAGUCAUCUUUUCUUCUCCUGCAGUUUUAACAGGAAGGUGUUGAAGGCUGUUUCUCAAUGGAUUGGUUUUGAUAAAGAUCAGGUAGACAUUCUUCACAACUGGAAAUUAUGGAAAGCUGAGGGUAGGAACCAUGUUCAGAAGAAUUUGAUCCUGGCUAGUUUGACUGCUGUUGUUUACAGUAUUUGGCUUGCUAGGAAUCAUGCUCUAUGGCAUAGUGCUUUUCUUAGACCUGAAUUCAUUGCUAAGGUCAUUAGAAGGGAGGUGGUGACUAGGUUCCAGCAGAUAAUCAAUCAUACUUGGACAAUUGCUGACUGUAAAUGGCUACAUCAGCUUAGAAAUAGUGUCUAG